Fusarium odoratissimum NRRL 54006 is the source of this 1426-nucleotide messenger RNA. RefSeq lists its product as uncharacterized. Lineage: Eukaryota; Fungi; Ascomycota; Sordariomycetes; Hypocreales; Nectriaceae. Gene Ontology annotation, molecular function: glycosyltransferase activity. The transcript has a single exon. Gene Ontology annotation, biological process: GPI anchor biosynthetic process. Gene Ontology annotation, cellular component: Golgi membrane. The coding region runs from base 38 to 1309 and encodes 423 amino acids. The record is from RefSeq and is a predicted model, not a curated record.
CAGUGUAGCAUUUUGGCUAUCUUAACUCUUGGUUACAAUGCUGAUAGGACAUAAUCGACGAUUACUGAUCGUGUACGCCUCCUUGGCUAGUUUAUGGGUCUUUUUGUUCCAGAUCUGCAGACUCUACACGUUCUCGGAUCCAUCUUCCUUCUUUUAUGACUCGGGCCGAGCCUACGAGACGCGAUACAGUGAUAUUCGCCAACGCCAAGCCAAUGAACUACUCGACAUUGCCGAACACUUCCCAGAAGAAGAGCUAGCGAAACUCCCCCUUUUCAACAACAUAGCCAAUACAAUACCACGAGACUCAGAGAAGCGUAUCUGCGUCGGCAUACCGAGCGUCACGCGAGAACGAGAGCAGUUCCUACCCAGAGCAGUGGCCUCGCUUGUCCAAGGUCUCAGUCUCGAGCAGAGACAGGCGAUACACAUCGUCGUACUACUAGCAGACGAUGAUCCAACAUCCCAUCCCGCCUUUGGGAAACGAUGGCUAGACCGCCUGGUUGAUGAAGUCCUCCUGUACGGAAACUCUUCGACAACCGAUGCUUCCGAUCGAUACCGCAGCGUCGCGUCGGAUCACAGCCAUGAGCUCUCCCGAAACGACCGAGUCCACCGCGAUUACGCUACAUUGAUGACUGCUUGUCGGGAACAAAGAGCAGAGUAUUUUGCUUUGGUAGAGGACGAUAUCAUUGCUGCGCACAACUGGCUAGGGCGACUAUCUACUGCCUUGGCCAAACUCGAACGAGACGAAGACGCAAAGAACUGGCUAUACCUGCGACUGUUCUAUUCUGAAACAUACAUGGGCUGGAACGCGGAGGAAUGGCCGACCUAUCUCGUCAAUUCGAUAUCGGUAUACUGUAUCGUCUUGGCGCUCUACCUCCUGGUAGUGGCUAUAGACACACGACGGAGAUCUCAGACCUUUCACCCAAAGUCUACCAUCUGGGCCCUGCCACAUCUGACAUUCUGGACAGCGUCCUUCAUCCUCUUAUACUUCCUCGCCGGUCGUCUCGCAGUCAAUCCGUAUCCAACUGGCGUUCAUGAGAUGCCAAAUUACGGGUGUUGCGCACAGGGCCUAGUGAUCCCUAGGCAACAUCUUGACACGCUUGGCGCCGCCCUGAACACCGCGUCCGAUGCUAUUGCUGGCGACUCACUCAUAGAAUAUUUCGCCGAUGGUCGUCACCUAAAGAAGUACGCUAUCACGCCAAGUGUACUGCAGCAUGUUGGAAGGAUGGGAUCCUCGGAUGUUGGGGGGACUCGCAAGGUUACGUGGAACUUUAGCUUUGAGAAGACCAGCGCCAGGAUAUCACGGCAGUAAUAGACUUAUGAUGAUCAUUUCAAAUUCAGUUCACUUGAGACAUCAUAUCAGUUCACCUUCAGUAGGAUCCCUCAUCAGGCUUUCCCAAAGAUCUUGCCCAUACGGAAAGACCAUCUG